CUUCACUCUAUCAAAUAUUGAUUGUCCCAAGGUUUUCAUCGCAAACUCCGAUAGAACUCAGUGUGACAUGAAUAUUUCGUAUAGAAACUUAUAAUCUACCUUAUAUAAUCACCCAUCAACUAGCUGGAUGUGAGUUUGUCACUCAAAAUACCUCUCCAAAUGCGCCCACCUUACAUGCGAAUCCCCUAUACGGAUGUCUUAGCUCCUCCUACCGUCUACCCCAGAACUGCAACAACCAUAGCGGGAGCCAUUGAGGCUCUGCAGAAAUUCUUUCAAGUUCCCUUAGCAAAAGGUUCCCCUUCCACGGUAGUUCUCUCAGGGGCCGGUAUAUCCGUGGCUAGCGGACUAGCAGAUUAUCGAGGGCCUAACGGUACAUACCGAGUGAACAAGACAUAUCGACCUAUCUAUUACAACGAAUUUCUUCAGAACCACGAAGCUAGGAAACGAUAUUGGGCUAGGAGUUUCCUUGGCUGGACUACGCUUCUGAAAGGGAAGCCAAAUGCCGGUCAUUACGCGGUGAAACAUCUAGGCGACUUAGGGCUAGUUCAGAGUGUGAUUACGCAGAAUGUGGAUUCAUUUCACCCCAAGGCUCACCCUGGUCUCCCCACGAUUGAGUUACAUGGUUAUUUAAGAUCUUGCGUGUGCAUUUCAUGCCGCGAGGAAUUGCCCCGAGACACAUUUCAGGAUGAGCUAGCUAGGCUGAACCCUACAUGGGCAGCUUUCCUACAGGAGAUACUAGCAUCUGGAGCCUUGGAUACGGAGAAUCCAGAUGAAAGACGAGCCAAGGGGUUGAGGACGAAUCCUGAUGGUGACGUUGACCUUCCAGACGCACCGUACACGACAUUCCGCUAUCCCGCCUGUCCAAGAUGCCUCGAAAAUCCACCUGAGAUCCCCGAUGGAAGCCGUGCAAAGGUCGAAGUCGAUGCGGACGGCGCGUGGAACCCGGCGAGUACAGCUGGUAUACUAAAGCCGGCUGUCACUAUGUUUGGGGAGAACAUACAACCCUCCGUUAAAUUGACCGCAGACCAAGCUAUUGACAAUGCCGGGAGUUUGCUGGUUUUAGGGACAUCUCUCGCAACAUAUUCCGCGUGGCGGUUAGCUAAAAAGGCCAAGGAUCGCGGUAUCCCUAUCGCGAUUAUCAACCUUGGAGGCGUCAGAGGCGAAGAUGCUUUCUUUGCCGAUCUUGACCCAUCCCAAGAAGGGGGGCAAGGGGCAAGGAUAGAGUUAUCUACCGAUGAAUUGCUACCAGCCCUCGUAGAGCAAUUGAGGCAAUCUUCGAGCAUAAAGGCUGCCCAGGAGAAAUAUGAUCAUAGUGUCGAGGAACACGGUGCCUCGGUAUUCAAAGACAUGAUGUCGUAAUGCCAUAUAGCGACCAUAUUGUAUAUAUUAUAUAUACUUAAUAAUGGAGUCAGUAGACUAGAAGAAACUUGCAUAGCUUCCAUUUUUCUUCUUCGGUGGUACCGUAUUAUCCGUGCUUGUAGCUUCUGUCUUAGCAGGAGUAGAAGGAGCCGCUGUUGGUUUCGUGUUUUCGGUCUUAUUCACGUUUUUGAGGAUAUCGUUAUUCUCGAUUUCCCUUAAUGCUUCUUCCCAUUCUUUUUCCUUUUCAGCGUCGCCAGUGCCCAACGUCUUUUCAACAUCUACCUCUUCGCCUCUCUGUAGCUUCUCUACGACCUCGCGCAGCAAACCGAUACGCACUUCGGCUCGCCUUACAUAUGUGUCAAAGUCUUUCUUCAGGGCAAUCAUCUGGAUAGACAUGGACCCGAUGAAAAGAAAUAUUACGAUGUAGAAUGUCGCCGGGUUCCACUCUUUCGACUUGGGUUUUUUCGGCGCGCCCCAAUCCGCAGCUUGUUCUGAGCGUCGAAAUGGCUUCGGUACCAAGCUCUUCCAAAAUGAUGGUUGUAUUAUCGAUGGAGCUGAACUUGCCUGUCGAGUAAAUUGGUGUCCAUUGAUAAAUAUCAACCGCGAAACUCCUGGACGGAGAGUAGAAUUAAUAUUUGCGGCUCUACGCCAUAUUAAUUUGUUCAUGUUGAAGAAAUAGCUAGGUGUAUCAAGUUGAGUGAAAAAAGGACUCGAUAU
This is a messenger RNA of Annulohypoxylon maeteangense, 2076 nucleotides long. RefSeq names its product DHS-like NAD/FAD-binding domain-containing protein. Gene Ontology annotation, molecular function: NAD+ binding. The transcript has a single exon. NCBI's taxonomy places the organism in Eukaryota, Fungi, Ascomycota, Sordariomycetes, Xylariales, Hypoxylaceae. Bases 160 to 1359 code for a protein of 399 amino acids. The record is from RefSeq and is a predicted model, not a curated record.